CGGAAACGCUACCCGCAAACCGGUUCCCUAUUGUUCGACGCACUACGUACGUCAUCUGACCAGGUGUGCGUGUUGGCAGGCAGCGGUGGCCGGUCAUACGCCGCGCUCAGUCGGUACGCACAUUCUAACGCGCUGGCUCGUGAAUUUAUAUCUCGCUUUGAUUGAUUGACACGGUACGAACGAAAUAACCUACAAAGUUGGCCGACGUCACUUAGAAUAUUACAAAAUGCGGAAACAAGUGUUGACUAUAGAGCCACAGAAUGAACUUCAAUUCAACACACUGUACGAGCAGGACUACACAAGCUACAUACGGCUUACAAACCCCACGAAUGAUAGAGUUAUUUUCAAGAUAAAGACAACUGCACCAAAGUAUUAUUGUGUACGUCCCACUUGUGGUGAACUUGAACCUAAGUCAAAAGUGGAAGUUGCAGUAACGCUUCAACAAGUCUAUAUUGAUCCGUGUGAAAAUUACAAACACAAGUUUAUGGUGCAAAGUGUUAUUGCUCCUGAUAGUAAAACUCAUAUGUAUGAAGUGUGGAAAGAGGUAAGCCCUGACCAGGUCAUGGAAUACAAAUUGAAGUGCGUUUUCGAGACUCCGCGUGGUCCUUAUGCUAUCGAAAAUGAUUUCACUGAGAACGAAGUAACCGAGGAACGGGUUGCAGUUACAGAUAAAUCAAAGACCACUGCGAAAACUGAAGAAGAUCUCGUCCAGAAUGAAGAAAAGAGGAAGGAUGAUAAGCACAGAACAGGAACUUUAAGCGCAAAAACGGCAAAAUAUUUGUCUAAAUCUGAAAAUUCGAAAAGUGAUCCACCAAACACGAUUACGGAAACAAUUCUUGCGUCGGAAGAAGAAAGCAAAUUAAGACAUGAAAAUCUGCAAUUAAAACGGGAGCUAGACCGCCUGCGUCAGUCGGCGAGCGGGGUCGAUCGGGUGUCGCGUGCGCAUUCUUACGGGCCCGAGAAGAACGCGCAGGUGACUUUGUUGACAUGGCUAGGCACCGCGGUGGGCAUGGCUAUAAUUGGUAUCAUCAUUGGAAAGUUUGUUAUGUGAACUAAUCCUACUGCGACCUGGCAACACUCACAAACACCGCUGUCUCUGCACUCCCAACGCAUCACUCGCAAGACAUUGUUUUUUGGAGCAACUUGUCCAAACUUAUGGAAUACCGUUAUUGUUUUCUAUUAGGAAUUCUUUAUUUGGGUUAGUGCUAAUAUUAAUUUCCAAAUAAUAAUUCAGAGUAUCCGCGAUCAAAAUUUUUGAAACAAAAUAAACAAUAAUUCUUUAUAUUAUUUAAUAAUAUAUAUAAAUACUUAGUGGUCAUUUCAUAUUGAGAACAUUUUACUAGUGCUAAAUCUUAACAGCAGCUGCAGUAUUCCGUAAAAUAAACUAAAAUUAACUUUUCUUCGGAUAAUUAAUGAAAUAUAGAUA
Manduca sexta (tobacco hornworm) is the source of this 1426-nucleotide messenger RNA. RefSeq names its product vesicle-associated membrane protein-associated protein B-like. Gene Ontology annotation, biological process: endoplasmic reticulum membrane organization. Gene Ontology annotation, cellular component: plasma membrane; endoplasmic reticulum membrane. The transcript has a single exon. NCBI's taxonomy places the organism in Eukaryota, Metazoa, Arthropoda, Insecta, Lepidoptera, Sphingidae. The record is from RefSeq and is a predicted model, not a curated record. Bases 227 to 1051 code for a protein of 274 amino acids. Gene Ontology annotation, molecular function: FFAT motif binding.